This is a messenger RNA of Juglans regia (Persian walnut), 809 nucleotides long. Its product is annotated as dirigent protein 22-like. Bases 69 to 635 code for a protein of 188 amino acids. The record is from RefSeq and is a predicted model, not a curated record. Lineage: Eukaryota; Viridiplantae; Streptophyta; Magnoliopsida; Fagales; Juglandaceae. The transcript has a single exon.
AGCUACCAUUAACAAUUAGUAAUUACAUAUAAAAGUUCCCAUUGCUAGCAAGUGUUCUUCCAGCAGCCAUGGCUUCCAAAUUGAUCAUUUUCUUCCUUACAGUGGCUUCCUUCACCACAAUCUCGGUUUUAGGAGAAGAACAAGGCUUUGGAAGUCCCCUAGACAGGAAACUAGUCGGGCUGAAGAAAGAAAAGCUCAGCCACUUCCGGUUCUAUUUCCAUGACAUCGUUGGUGGCCAAAAUCCUACUGCUGUCCAAGUAGUGCCACCCUCCAAUAAAUCAGCAACGCUAUUUGGUCAAAUAACGAUGAUCGAUAAUCCAUUAACCUUAGGGCCCAAAUCAAGCUCCAAAACAGUGGGAAAGGCACAAGGAUUUUAUGCGUCUGCUGCACAACAAGAGAUUGCUUUCUUAAUGGUUAUGAACUUUGCAUUCAUUGAAGGAAAAUAUAAUGGCAGCACACUCAGCAUACUAGGGAGGAACAACGGUGGCAGCAGCAGGGUGAGGGAGAUGCCGGUGAUCGGAGGCACCAGGCUGUUCAGGUUCGCUAGGGGGUAUGCUGAGGUCACCACGCAUUCGUACGAUCCCAAGACCAAUGACGCUGUACUUGAGUACAAUGUCUACGUCUUCCAUUAUUGAUGUUCUUGCCCCUUGUUUUUUUUUUUACCAUUUUGCUAUCGUUUGAUGAUUGUGUUCCCACUUUUGAUAGCCUUUAAGAUAAGUGGGGCUGGUUUUGUGGUAUUUUGUAUUACUAGAAAUUUAAACGUGGACCAUAUAAUAUACGUUCAUAAAUAUUAUAUAUGCAAGUAGACA